Molecule: messenger RNA, 1280 nt
Organism: Phalaenopsis equestris
Lineage: Eukaryota; Viridiplantae; Streptophyta; Magnoliopsida; Asparagales; Orchidaceae
Exons: 7
Coding region: 68-1135 (355 amino acids)
Biological process (GO): recombinational repair
Source: RefSeq, a predicted model, not a curated record
CACUCAAAACCUCCAUCAAAUUAUCCUUCCCGCCCAAGAAAACCCAGCGAGAGGCUCCAGCCGGGACAUGGAGGGGUGGGAGGAACAAAUCGACGUCGACGAUUCUGAUCUUCACUCCGUCCUCGUUCCUCAACUGCUUCCUUCAUCUUCGCGCCAAGCCCUCUCCCACCGUCUCCACCCGUGCUCUCAAAUCUCCUCCUCUUUUCAAACUCUCGACCCUAUUCCCUCUAUCCCUUCCUUUCAAUCCCAAAUUCUCACCCAUACUUCCCGGAGAAAUCAAAACGAAGAACAAGAGCAUCUCCCGAAGUUAAACACUUCCCGUCCCCUCAUUCCCGGUCCUGCUGGGGCCAUUCAGAUAGCCAUGCGCCGGCAAUCCGCCACAGCUGCUUCAAAAAGGUCUAUCUUCGAAGGGAAAGGAAGCGAUGAUCUCGAUCUCUGUUUAGAAGAAGAAGAUGGAGAUUUUAAGCUUAACCCUUGGCUCUGUUCCCUUAGCUUUCUUGGCAUAGGUAAGGACUCAAUUUUGCCCUACCCAAUCAGUUUGAUCAAUGCCCAGCGGUGCAGUACCAACAGAAUACCUCAGGUGGUAGGCAUUGUCAAAUCCUGCACGCCAAAUGGGCUUGGUGAUUUGUUCAUAACACUGAAGGAUCCAACAGGCACAAUUGGUGCAGCUAUCCACCGCAAGGUCCUUUCUGAAGGACAAAAUUGUGGGGAGAUUUCAGUUGGAUGUGUUUUAAUUCUGAAACAGGUGGUCGCACUCUGCCCAGCUCACUACUCAUGUUAUCUCAAUAUCACAGUGAAGAAUGUGGUAAAGUUGAUUCCCAAGGACUGUGGACCACCGGAGAAACAAAUCAUGCCUCCAUUCACUUCCAGGCAUCCAUCUGAACGGAAUGGCGAGCCAUCGUUUAGUACAAGAAAAAUUGCUAAAAUCACUGCUGAUGCUGAGCCUAAAAGAAAUUUGAAUUGUGAAAGGACAACCGACAGUACUGCGAACACCACUGCCAAGCCUGCCACAAGAACGGGUGAAUUCACGAGGCUGAUUUCUAAAGCUUCAGUUGCUGAAUGGACAGAUGAGCAAUUAGAGAAGCUCUUCUCUGACUACGAGGAUGAUGUCGACCUGGUUGGGCCUGCUGUUUGAUUUGCCAACAAGUUGUGCCGGUGAAAAUUCAUUAAAAGGUUUAUCAAUACAGCUUAAUGAUGAAGUAAUUCAGCCCCUUGAAUCUAUGUUUCUUUCUCCUCAAUAAUUUCAAUCAUAGCAUCUAUUUACAUUGCUCCUAUUUCUC